AUGGAUAUAGCAAGGAAAUUGAUCUUGUGUAUAGUUGUUGAUGUUAAGAAUCUCACUGUCUCGUCUGACCCUGACUUCCCGGUGCCAGAGAACACGGAGAUAACAUUUACCUGUGAGGCUGAGGGCGGGAUUCCCGCCCCGAACAUUACCUGGGAGAUUCCAGGGGCGUCAACUCAGCCGGAACCAACCGUGUCUGAUACCAGCAGCCAGAUAUCACUGACUCUCACCAAGGACAUGAACAACCAGGAGCUGCUCUGUACAGCACAGCAAAGGGAGAGAACUCUGAGGGAGUCCAUAAAGCUUAACGUCAAGUAUAAACCGACGGUAGACAUCAAUAUGACACCUACCGAGUAUUACCAUGGCGACGAGGUAAACCUCACGUGCUCAGCUGAUGGCUAUCCAGAUCCUGUCAUCACCUUGAGAUUCGAAGACAAGCUUUUCACACAUGACACUUCAGACAGGAACAUUUUACGUAUUGGCCGAGUGAACCAAUCCCAAACAAGAACCUACAGCUGUCUGGCCGUCAACUCUGAAGGGAAUGACACAGCGUCCAAAAGUCUGACACUUACCCCAAUAAAACUAUGUUGA
Liolophura sinensis is the source of this 588-nucleotide messenger RNA. RefSeq names its product cell adhesion molecule 1-like. NCBI's taxonomy places the organism in Eukaryota, Metazoa, Mollusca, Polyplacophora, Chitonida, Chitonidae. Bases 1 to 588 code for a protein of 195 amino acids. Gene Ontology annotation, biological process: cell-cell adhesion. Gene Ontology annotation, molecular function: cell adhesion molecule binding. Gene Ontology annotation, cellular component: plasma membrane; cell-cell junction. The transcript is spliced from 4 exons. The record is from RefSeq and is a predicted model, not a curated record.